This is a messenger RNA of Dermacentor silvarum, 539 nucleotides long. RefSeq lists its product as uncharacterized. The coding region runs from base 1 to 453 and encodes 150 amino acids. Gene Ontology annotation, molecular function: amine binding. The transcript has 5 exons. The record is from RefSeq and is a predicted model, not a curated record. Gene Ontology annotation, biological process: symbiont-mediated perturbation of host defenses. NCBI's taxonomy places the organism in Eukaryota, Metazoa, Arthropoda, Arachnida, Ixodida, Ixodidae.
AUGUAUGAGCGCGUCAGCAAGGUUUUUGAGAAGCAUCCCUAUGGCGUCGCAAUAUUCGACACUGACAACGAUGGAGAUCUCGAUUGUCUGACCGCCGUCCGAACAAAAUUUCACAAGGAUGGACCGACUGCUGAUUACGUCUGGGUUCUAAAGGGUCUGAAUGGUCAUGUGAAAAAGAACAUCACCGUGCACUACGAGAAAGGAGACGCACCCGACAAGGCAUUCGUCACUAUCGAUGAUGCUGAUGGUCAAAAGGAGGAAGCAAGAGCCUUCUAUGCAGACUACCAGACCUGCGCCGUGUUGGACACGCCAUAUAACGGCAAUCCACAUUGCAUGUUAUGGACUACGGACGAAGUCAAAGACAAUGUUCCCAGCAAGUGUACCGAGCAAUUUCAAAAGAACUGUGGUGUAGAAGUUAUGGCCUACGAUAAGGAGUCUUGCAGUCAAGUAUAAUGGGACGGACCCGGAGAAAUGGCAACUGGCUUAGGAUGCUACGUAUUGCUUGUGUAUUUGUAUAGUCAACCGAAAAUAAAAUGCUA